AUGUUGUCUCUUGUCCCCGCGCGGAAAAGAAAAGAUGUACGCAAUCCCACACAGCAGGCCCAGGAAAAGGGCAAAGUUCGCGUCAUCGAACAAUCUGCAGAAGCUCAUCCCGACGCCGCAAAGAGGCCGCAUGCACACAACAGUACACCCGCUAGCCGCACCUUUACCACCCUGCGUCGUGGAAGCAUCAAACUAUUUUCCAUCUUUCGCAAUGGCAAGAGCUCCCCUCCCAGCUCAGCAGAGGCUACUUUUGCUAGCACCGGCUCAGCAACCAACAAACCCUAUGGCUCGGCACACCUACAACCCGAAAAACCUUACUCCAAGUCUUCUUCACAUUGCAACCUUACCUCUGCAGCACCUAUGAGUCCACUGCCCCUCACCCUAGUUCCGGAUACUUCAUCACUUCUCCAGCUUACCAACGCCGCCACCUUCGAUGGCGAGUCUGAGCCCUUGUUCAGAACUCGCACACCGCCUCCUACUCCUGUGACUACAACACGGUCAAAUUCAAGUCUAUCCAGACAGCUGACCACCAAGCUCUCGAAUGCCCUAUUAAAUAACGAUACAGUGGUCCACCGGCCUAAACUAAGCUCCCGCCCCAUGGUCAAAUCAAAUCACUUCAAACACCAAAGCGAUGACCAGCAUACCACGCUUUCACCCAAGAGCCCAAUGUCUGAGGUGCCCUCUUUACCAUCAAGCAUCCUCGGUCCUGGUAGCAGUGUCGCACCGCUAAGCCAGUCAACCGCACCCACUUCUCUUGUCUCUUCGGGUGGCCCACGAUCUGCCGAAACCACACUUCGAACACCAAAUGGGCGCUAUCUGACAGACAACUCGCCCCCUCUCUUCUGCGAGGCAACUCCCGAGCACCAGUCUUCUCGAUUUUUGGUUUUCCCUCGACAAGAUGCACCACGCCUGUGUGAGCCGUCCAUUCCGACCAUUGAGAAAGCGGCGGCAGUCAAGGUCUUCUUCGAGUCGCAUUUCAAUCAGCUUCUGUCUACCAAGGUCACCCCAAGAUCUGUACGACGUCGCCAGAUGGAGCAAAAACUCGUUACUGUGGCCUUGUCGGAUGAGCAGCGUCAUAGCAAGAGACGAGAGUAGUAUCUCUCGGAAACGUAUCAUUUACGCCAGAUGCGAGUCAUGAAGUCGAAUACACUCGCUCGACAGACCAUGAGGGGGGUGCAUGCCUCAAACUAUGACAUU
This is a messenger RNA of Exserohilum turcica Et28A, 1197 nucleotides long. RefSeq lists its product as uncharacterized. NCBI's taxonomy places the organism in Eukaryota, Fungi, Ascomycota, Dothideomycetes, Pleosporales, Pleosporaceae. The coding region runs from base 1 to 1095 and encodes 364 amino acids. The transcript has 2 exons. The record is from RefSeq and is a predicted model, not a curated record.